Messenger RNA from Vitrella brassicaformis, 1495 nucleotides. NCBI's taxonomy places the organism in Eukaryota, Vitrellaceae. The record is from the annotation of a GenBank genome assembly.
GGUCGAUGGAUCGACAUAUUGGCGUCAAUCAACUGAAAAGGGAGGGAAGCGUUGGCCCUUGCCCGCGUGCCCGCGAAGCGAUACACCACACGCACGCAGAGUGAAUCCAUCACCCAUCAACCAAACCCACAUGGCGGGCGAGAAAAAUGGCUGACGAUCGGAAGGUCACUCACUACAUUUCGUAGACUACAAACAGGCACCUCCCUUGCUGGGGCUCAUACAUACACGCCUGCCUGCUAUAGGAAGUCGCUGUCAGGCUGGUCGGUGUCUCCGAAGUAGAGGUCCAGGGGAUCUCCCUUGCCGGGGAUAUCCACCACCAACAUCUCAUACUCUAAAUGACACACACACGAGUCAGUUGCGACGCCGUCACCUUUCCGGCGUUCCCCUGCCUCUCCCACCCACCCGCCCGCCCGCCCACCUAUUGGUGCAUUUGGUGGGAUUCGUGGUCGGCCUGGCGCAGGGGAUCGACCUGAACACACAGACAGACACGAAGACAUCCAUCCUCCAUGCUUGUCUGUCUGUCUGUCUGUCUGUCUGCCGUGUGGAUGCCACCCGUCCAUGUCAUGGAUGGCACACCCACCUUGCUGCCCAAAUGCGAGGGCGCCAGGGACCUUGAGCUUCCACCUGCACACAAAACACACACACACACACACACACACACGCAUCGAUCAACAACCAGGCACGCCGCCCUCGCUCCCUCCUCCCUCUUCUCACCUGUCGCCGACCCGCAUCAUGAGAAGUGCCUCCUCCAGCCCUGCCACCAGCUUGCCGCCUGCUGCCCGUGCAUAGUAGGGCUCAGACGUCCGGAACAAAUCGUCUAUCACAAUAUUCUGCACGCACACAACACAAUACGAGCCGGUCCGGUCAGUGAGUGAGGUCAGGCCGGCAGAGGGCUGGAUGCGCAGAUACUUUGUAUUGUCCUCUGAACCGGAUGACGACCAGAUCGCCCGCCUCGACCUUGGGGCCCUCCCCACUCUGACGAGCAGAACAACACACACCGACAGACACGCACACUGCAGAGGAUGGCAUGCGUUCCGUCUUGUCAUUCGUGUGUGUUCUGACCUUGAGCACAGAGUAAGCCAGCCCGCUGUCAGUCUCCUUCCAGUCUUCGCCAUCUGACAAUCGGCACAGACCAAUCAUCACUCAAAGCCUGAAGAUUGCGAAUAAGGCUGGCUGCGAUGAGUGACUGCAGUCACCAGCGAAAGCAGCGCCCCUGAUGCCCAGCCCGCUCAGCAGCACACCGCCCAAGAGAGCCUCAGCCAUCCUCCCCAGCUCCCGCCUCCGCGUCACAUCGGCAUCAUUCUCGCGCAGUGCUUGGCUGACUGUCGGCCUUCUCAGUGCAUUGCGAUAGACAGAUGUUGACUGCGGAGAGGGAGAGAGAGGGAGCCGAAAAGCAAAGGACGAAGACGGAAGCAAUGAGAGGAGGAUGAAGAGAACUGCUCGAGCGGCUGCAGGACUCAUGGUUGAAUGGGGAGAUCUGCGCGUCCGCUCUUUC